Molecule: messenger RNA, 3602 nt
Organism: Paramuricea clavata
Lineage: Eukaryota; Metazoa; Cnidaria; Anthozoa; Malacalcyonacea; Plexauridae
Source: the annotation of a GenBank genome assembly
CUGCUGUAUAUUGUACGAAUGCUCAUAACUCCGGAAGAUCUUGUAAGGAAGAGAUAAAACGCUUGGGAGAAUUUAUCAACUAUAUUUAAAAGAUAAAGUUGAAUAACCAUACAAUGGUAAGUGUUAUAAAUUGACUGAUUAAUUUUAUUCAACGUACAAACUUCUGUUUAAAAUCAACAGUCGCUAAUGAUGAAUUUUGGCAAGCUUUUCAGAUUCCUGUGACUAGUUCCAUUGGCGAGUUUACACUUUGGAACUACAUUUAUUGAUGAACGAAAGAACUGACAGCCGACGGAAGAACGCGGGUUUUUUUAAACGUGGACCAGUUUUUGGCAAAAUGAUGGAUGAUAGGAAUAAUAAUGCCCGUAAUGGGCUGGGGAUAGACAAACAAGAAGAAAUACGGGCAGACACGAACUCUCAAAUAUUUCCUACUGAAAUGACGGUGGGUAACACAAACCAAAAUCUACCUCAAAGCAACUCACAGCAUCAAAAAAAGAAAUAUUCCCGUACUCUAUCAGAAACCAAUGUGGGAUAUCGAGCAGUAAGCAGUACAGCUAAGCUAAAACGUGUAUUGUCUGCGACCGAGUUAAGGACUCGCUUGGCAGGCUGUCCUAAAGGAUUACUUAUUGCAACGGAACCUCCGAAGUCUGGGGAGUCAUAUCGGCGUAGAUCUAAUACUGAUGUCAAAGCAGUAUUAGGGAAGAAGCAUCGGUCGAAAAAUGAUGAAACGCUCAGCGAUGGUUUGUACCAGGAGCACACAAAUUUUCAACAGGUAAACUAGGUAUAUAAUUAAUAGUAUACUUCAAAUUUGUUGAUGGGAGAUGAUAUUAAUGGUCUUUUAGUUUCAUAAUCCUUUAUAUCAUUUUUGACGUCGGGCAUUGAUCUUGUUGCAAUUUAUCAAGUAUUUUUUGUUUUGAUUUUUCCCACCAGCGAUCGCGCGUAAUUUUUUAUAUAAAUCACCAAAUCAUUAUAUCGACUUGUUUCAGAAAACUUGUUUGAAAGUAUUUAACUAUUAACUAGUGUUUCGUAUUUGACAUAUCAAACUUGACAAAAUAUGAGAUUGUGACUUUUAAAUGAAGAUUUAAUAACUUGCAACAUUGGCCUUCAGUGUUUGUUCAUGUGAUCGUCACGGGUUAACAAUGCAUGCUGAUUGUUGUAAUGAUGUAAGUAAACUUCUUCACAGGAGAAAGAAAUCCUUCUUCUCGAACUAGAGACGGUAAAACGCGAACGGGAACAACUUCAAAAAGAAAACGAAAAACUACAGCAAGAAUUGGAAAACAGAAAUAAAGUUAUUGACCAUUUAAUAGAUUUUAUGGUAAGUACCAGAUAGACAAACUCGCGGUUAAAGUUAUUUCAUGACUUUAAAUAAUUCACAUGUCCAUAGUUACUAGGACAAAGGUAACUAAGGUAUUACAAUUAUCUAUAUGUUGUCCAUAUUAUAUGAUUCCGCGUCCAAUGAAAUGGAAUCCAACUUAUUCGGACCAAUGGACCUUUCCCCUUAUAACUAAAAUUUUGAUCUGGACAAAAAUUUCAUCACAGCUUGAAAGAGCAUGACAAAAUUAGUAAUAUUCGGAAGUUUCGUUACGAAAUGUUGUAAAAUGCGGAUAAUAUAGCCCUGCGAAAUUUGCAAUUUUCAGUCAUUUUGUAUUACAAACGGGAAAUUGAUGCCCCAACACCCGAUUGGGCUGUCAAUUUCCCAUGCGUAAUACAAAAUGACUGAAAAACGGCAAACUUCGCAAGGCUAUUAUCCGCAUUUUACAACAUUUCGCAACGAAACUUUGGAAUAUUACUAAUUUUGUGAUGCUCUUUCAAGCUGUGAUGAAAUUUUUGUCUAGAUCAAAAUUUUAGUUAUAAGGGGAAAGGUCCAUUCACAUCUUGCAUAAUCAAAUGUUUUAUUUCUUCAAUUUUUGUAGAAGUCAAGUCUACCAGGAGAGGCUCAGGAAUUGGGAGAUGGUUUUAAUGAAACUUUAACAAACAACAGUCUAAACAGAACGCAAUCUGUCGAAAAAGUGUAAUGUACUGAGUUUCAAGCAAUGGACCCUACCAGAAAGUACGCCAUAUUGGCUUUACCUUUGGAGCCUCGCUCUCGUAUAUGACAUUAGUUAAAUCCGCGCGUCUCUAUCACGAAAACGAGGUCCUAUAGCCAAAGUGACAUACUUUCCGAAAGAGUCGGUUGUGUUCUUUAAACAAAUAAUGAAAAAUAUUCUUGCUCAUUAUGUCAUUAGAUUGCGAGUAAAAGUAGUAUGCCUCCGCGCAAGCAACAGAUCAUAGUAGUUAUCGAACGUAUAUUGAAAUAAUGUUGGACGGUCAGAUUGGAAUGGUUGGGUCUUAAUGUUCUUAUAUAGAUUCACCUUUUUAAAUGAAUAGUUAAUAGAAUAGAUGGUUUGGAAACUCAUUAGAAUAACAAUAUAACUCAUUAUCUAUGUUAGUCAACGUUUAUUCAUAAAUCUGGUCGUUCACCGUCACGUGCGUAUUGUAUUUUUGCUCAACUAACCAAUAACAAUGUCUUAGGGAAGUUACCUAUCCGUGACUCGAACAAUAGGGUAAGUUGGAAAUUGCUAUUGGUGGAUUUGGCAAAAAUACAAUACACAUGUGACGGUGAAGGACCAGAUUUAUGAAUAAACGUUGACUAACAUAGAUAAUGAGUAAUAUUGUUAUUCUAGUGAGUUUCCAAACCAUCUAUUCUAUUAACUAUAAAAUAUACUUGACUGUAUUUAUAUCACAUAUACAUUUCUUGUAUAUCAAAUACGAUUUCUUAAGAUUAGCUACUAAUCUGAGUCGGACGUAUUUUGAGCAAACUUAGACGAAUGGCCCAUUAGUUGGCGAUUGUUUUUUGAACUUCCAUUUAGAAUCGGACCUCUCGGGAUGUUAGUUAAGGAGGCUGUAGCUGGUUUAUCUCGAGUGUCACGUCCCAUUCCUACAGCGGUAAAACUCGACGCUCUCGCUUUUAUCUGACUGGAUAACUUAGCCACGUUUGCCCAUCGCGAUACUCCCGGUUUCUUUGGGACCGGAUGUGACGUCAGAAGCGGAUGUGACGUCAGAGGCGGAUGUGACGUCACAGGCGCGUGACUUGUACUUGGUGUAGACUUGAGUAAAGGUGACUUACCGCUGCGUGAUUUUUUACUCCGUUUCGCAUUCGACGUUUUUUGUUUGCGACCAUUUGUUAUGUAAUUGUCCAUUAAAUUACUCAGCAGAGUCAGGUCAGUUUGAAUGGUUGCUAAAGUCUGUUCGUGUUUGUUUUGAAGUGACGUAACCUCUGCUAUAUUGCCAAUGAUAACAUCUAAAUCUGACUUACUUCCUUUACCAAUCUUCUUGCUCAGUCGCUCGGUCAGGAUUUUCUUCAUCUCAUUCAAACCGUCCAGAAUCUGACGGAGGAUCCUCGUUUGCGACACUUCGUCUAUGACGUCAUCUUCGUAAUGUAAUACCUGAAUAGCAAGGGAAGAUAAAACUCCAUUUACACACGUAAAAAUCUCACAACUUGUCAACAAGAUGCGUUCGCAACAGGCUUGUACCACGCUUGUCAACAAGUUGCAACAACGCUGUUAUUUGAUCAAGUUGCUACAAGAUUGUCACUCACAACUUGUUGACAAAUUGUUGAAUUGCAG